AUGGCGCCUCAAUUCUCCUCUGGGCUAAACAUGCCAAACAAGAGCUCUACGGGACCAAAGCCGGGCAAUGCUUUCGGACAGAAGCGCAAGAAGAAUAUUUUCGAUGACGACUCCGGAGAUGAAGAUCAACAAAAUGACGGCGCAGUUGAAGUGUCUACUAUCGGUGAACUGGAUGCGCCUGCACCGAAACCGAAGCUCUCAACAAACGCCGGACCGCCUCCCAAGCGGAAGAUGCAAAUGGGGCUUGGUGGCAAGCCUGGCGCAAAACCGCUGAACAAGUCCUCGAUAUUCGCCCACGAUGAAGACGCAGAUGAAGAGAAGGAGAAAGAGCGACAAGGGGAAGUGCAGUUCGGAUUGAACCAGACACAAUCGAAGAAGUCGACGGGUCCCGGCCAGGACUUCAAGAACUUGUCUGCGCUACACAGCAGCAAGAAGCACGCUAAAGAAGCCGAAGAACUCGAUCCUUCUAUCUACUCCUACGAUGCGGUAUACGAUAGUCUACACGCCAAGUCCGACAAAUCUGCGACUGCCAAUAAGAGCGAAGGACCCAAGUACAUGACCAACUUAUUGCGCAGCGCCGAGAUUCGAAAGCGUGAUCAAACCCGCGCGCGCGAUCGUCAGCUGGCGAAAGAACGCGAGGCCGAAGGUGAUGAGUUUGCGGAUAAGGAGAGUUUCGUCACAGGCGCGUACAAGGCGCAACAGGAGGAGAUGCGGAGAAUGGAAGAAGAGGAGGAACGCCGCGAGAAGGAAGAGGAAGAACGGCGCAAACAGAACGGUGGCGCCGGCAUGGUCGGUUUCUAUCGGGAUGUGCUAUCGCGCGGCGAAGCCAAACAUGACGAGGCUGUGAAGGCUGCUGAAGAAGCCGCGCGCCGUGUCAAGGCUGGCGAAAUCGACGAAGAAACCGCUACAGAAUCCGAAGAGAAGACAGAGGCCCACAAGGCAGAAGAACUCAAUGCUCGCGGUGCUCAUAUUGCCAUCAACGACGAAGGUCAGGUGGUCGACAAGCGCCAGCUAUUGUCUGCCGGACUGAAUGUGGCCCCGAAACCGAAGACAGCACCAUCUGCCGCUCCAGCCAUGGCUUCUCGACCUGGCGCUGGACGACCUGGUGCUGGUGUUGGUUACCAGACUGGCCGUGCUGCCCAGCGAGCCCGUCAGACCGAGAUGAUCGCCAACCAGCUGGAAGAGCAAGCUCGGAAAGAUGAAGAGGCCGAGGCUGCAAGACAAAAGGAGAUUGCAGAGAAGACUCGGAGUCGCAAGACGGCGACCGAUGUUUCCAGUGCGAAGGAGCGGUAUCUGGCAAGAAAGCGGGAGCGGGAAGAGGCUGCUGCGAAGGAGAAAGCCGGAAAAUAG
This is a messenger RNA of Penicillium subrubescens, 1350 nucleotides long. RefSeq names its product splicing regulator NSRP1-like domain-containing protein. Gene Ontology annotation, biological process: regulation of alternative mRNA splicing, via spliceosome. The transcript has a single exon. NCBI's taxonomy places the organism in Eukaryota, Fungi, Ascomycota, Eurotiomycetes, Eurotiales, Aspergillaceae. Bases 1 to 1350 code for a protein of 449 amino acids. The record is from RefSeq and is a predicted model, not a curated record.